AAAUCCCGUGUGCUGGCGUGCUCGAGCCCACAUCCCAACCAUAUACGAGACGAGCCGACGUUCCCCCGGGCCCCCAAGGAAAACCAUGUGCUGUGCCCGCCAGGUGCCACUAAAUCGGUAGCGCAUGCUAGCACUGAGACGGAGCUCCCAGUAACGGCAACAACAAGCAGCAGCAGCCAGACAGCCAGUAGUAACACAGUAACCGGCAGAGGCCAUGGCGAGAUCAAGGCAGGAAGGGGAGGCCGGAGGAGAGGAGCGGAAGCUGGUCCUGGGCAAGUACGAGCUGGGCCGCCUGCUGGGGCAGGGCACCUUCGCCAAGGUGUACUACGCGCGGGACCUGAGCGCCGCCGCCGGCACGGGCAGCACCAGCGUGGCCAUCAAGGUGAUCGACAAGGCGCGGCUGCGGCGCAUGGAGGGGAUGGUGGAGCAGCUGCGCCGGGAGAUCUCCAUCAUGCGGAUGGUGCGCCACCCCAACGUGGUGGGCAUCCGGGAGGUGCUCGCCAGCCGCUCCCGCGUCUUCGUGGUCAUGGAGUACGCGCGCGGCGGGGAGCUCUUCGCCAAGGUGGCCCGGGGCCGCCUCACCGAGGACCACGCGCGGCGCUACUUCCAGCAGCUCGUGGCCGCCGUCGGCUUCUGCCACCGCCGCGGCGUCGCGCACCGGGACCUCAAGCCCGAGAACCUGCUGCUCGACGGGGACGGCCGGCUCAAGGUCACCGACUUCGGGCUCGCCGCGCUGCCCGAGCAGCUGCGCCACGACGGCCUGCUCCACACGCAGUGCGGCACCCCCGCGUACGUCGCGCCCGAGGUGCUCAGGAAGCGCGGCUACGACGGCGCCCGCGCCGACCUCUGGUCCUGCGGCGUCGUGCUCUACGUCCUGCUCUGCGGCUUCCUCCCGUUCCAGCACGACAACUGCGCCAAGAUGUACCAGAGGAUCUUCAAGGCCGAGUACCAGGUGCCGCCCUGGGUGUCCGGCGACGCGCGCCGCCUCAUCGCGCGCCUGCUCGUCGUCGACCCCGCCAAGCGCGCCUCUAUCCCGGAGGUCAUGUGCACGCCGUGGUUCAGGAAGGGCUUCGUGCCGCCCGUCCUUUCAGUUUCACCCCCGAUGACGCCCAAGAAACGGCUGGACGGAGAUGACGACGGCGGCGGUGCGCUCUUCGACAGCAGCAGCAACUCUGGCGCCACCUCUCCUCGGUCGUGCAACGCGUUCCAGCUCAUCUCCUCCAUGUCCUCCGGGCUCGACCUGUCGGGGCUGUUCGAGAACGAACAGAAGGCCGCGACCGUGUUCACGGCCCGCGCGCCGGCGGCCACCGUGGUGGAGAAGCUCGAGUCCGCAGCGCGCGCCCUGGGAUUCGAGACCACCAGGGGGAAGGGCUGGAAGGUGAGGAUGGAGGCUAAGGCCGGGGGCACAAACGGACGGCUCGCUGUCACCGCCGAGGUGCUCGAGGUGGCCGUGGACGUGGCCGUCGUCGAGUUCGCGCACGACGCCGGGGACGCGCUGGACUUCAACAAGUUCUGCGCUGUGGACGUCCGUCCGGGGCUCGCGGAAAUCGUCUGGGCGUGGCAGGGCGACAGCCCGGCCGCCGUCGUUGGGACCGCGUGAACCUACGGCCGCCCGUUCGUCCUGGCGUCCACGCCUGUUGGAGCCAGCCUUACACGGCUGCAUCGGCAUCAUGUAAAGUUUCCGUUGUUGCUUCGAGACAGCCAUGGCUAGUUCGUUAUGAGUCGUAUGUUGUACAGGAAGAGAACAAGUGCAAAACUGAAGAGAGGUUUCUGUCGACACGAGAGCCGAAUCGAGCCGGGAGUGUUCGAUCGGCUUGCAAAGUUUUGUAGAUCAUAUAAUCGCUAUUUUGUGGAGAUGCGCACAUACACAAUUUUGUUUUGGUCGCC
Messenger RNA from Zea mays, 1887 nucleotides. RefSeq lists its product as uncharacterized. Gene Ontology annotation, biological process: protein phosphorylation; signal transduction. The transcript has a single exon. NCBI's taxonomy places the organism in Eukaryota, Viridiplantae, Streptophyta, Magnoliopsida, Poales, Poaceae. The record is from RefSeq and is marked validated. Gene Ontology annotation, molecular function: protein serine/threonine kinase activity; ATP binding. Bases 215 to 1600 code for a protein of 461 amino acids.